Molecule: messenger RNA, 1712 nt
Organism: Nothobranchius furzeri (turquoise killifish)
Lineage: Eukaryota; Metazoa; Chordata; Actinopteri; Cyprinodontiformes; Nothobranchiidae
Product: olfactory receptor 8G17
Biological process (GO): detection of chemical stimulus involved in sensory perception of smell; G protein-coupled receptor signaling pathway
Cellular component (GO): membrane
Molecular function (GO): G protein-coupled receptor activity; olfactory receptor activity; odorant binding
Source: RefSeq, a predicted model, not a curated record
UUUCUGCUUUUCUAGCUUUUUAUAAUAGUGUGAGCAUGUUUCACCAAUAAAAAAAUGAGGGACUUAAAAAAAAUUUUAAAUGGUUCAAUUGGAUAAAUUGUCUGGAAAUAAUUAAAUAAAAUUCCAUAAAUGUUUUUGUGCUUCCACUUACAUUCAUAAUAUAAAUCGGUUAAACCAGGUUGCAUUUAAUGUCUUUUCCAUUUUAUCUGAACAAAAUAACCCUGAUUGACUGAUGUAACAUUUAAAACCAGUGUGUUUUGGAUCAACUUUACUUUCAAGAGAAUUGCAAAAUCCCAAUGAGUGAGAGCACCUCAGUCAGGCUUGUCUGAUAAUGAUGCAAAUACCUGCAGUCACCAGGGGAAAAGGCAAUGACGUUAUGUUUUUAAACAAAGUAAAGAGAGAGAAGCUGUCAGAUAAUUUAAAAGCUUGACUUAUUUCUCUCAAAUAUAAUCAGGAGACGGGUUCCCUCUGCAACUCAACAAAUCAAGGGUGACUGUCAGAAAAGGACACUGCUAAAUGAAUCGCUGUUCUCUCAUCUCUUAAAUAUUUUUUACAAUGGAAUUAUUCAACUCUGCUUUAGGGAGAAAUAUCACAUUUGUGCGUCCCCCAUACUUCAUAAUAAGUGGAUUUAUUGGCUUACCUAAUAUGAAAUAUUACUAUGUUUUUCUCUUUUUUGUCUAUAUUGUUUCAUUGCUGGGCAACGCUGCUGUUAUAACUGUCAUUUAUUUAGAUCCAAACUUAAGAACUCCAAAAUACAUUGCAGUUUUCAACCUUGUAUUUGUGGACCUGUUGGGUAGUACAGCUCUGGUGCCAAAGGUGAUUGACAUCUUUUUGUUUAACCACAAUAUAAUUCCCUAUAAUGACUGCUUGACGUUCCUUUUUUUCUGCUACAUCUGUCUUUCAAUGCAGUCUUUUAACCUGGUUGCUCUCUCCUAUGACCGACUGGUUGCCAUCAUUUUUCCCCUGCACUAUCAGGUGAAGAUGACCUACAAGUUCAUGUUUUCCUUAAUCGCCUCUUUCUGGAUCUUUAACAUAACUGCUGUUUUAAUUGCAGUCGGUCUCAUCACAAGACUCUCGUUCUGCAAAUCUUUAGUUGUAAACAGCUUUUUUUGUGACCAUGGACAGAUUUACCGGCUUGCGUGCAAUGACAAUUUUCCUAAUGAUGUACUCAGUUUUCUGUAUCCUGUUUUUCUUUUUUGGUUUCCGCUGGUUUUUAUCCUGUUAAGUUAUCUUUACAUAUUAUACACAUUAGCGAAAGUGGCAACAUUACAACAAGGAGUUAAAGCUUUUAAGACCUGUUUGGCUCAUCUCUCAUUAGUGGUCAUUUAUUUCACCCCGCUGCUGGUUACAUUCACUUUGAUGGAAAAAAUCCAUCCAAACUACAGGAUUAUAAACUUAUCUUUGACCUCAGUUAUUCCGUCCAUGUUGAACCCAAUCAUUUAUGUUCUGCAAACACAAGAAAUCAAGGUAUCAAUGAAAAAAAUAUUAAAAAGCUGCCUGAAAAACAAAAUUAGAGCUCGAAAACCCCCAACCAUGUGACUCAUUCAUUAAAUGUGAUUCUCUGACAAUUUAUUUUAGCUAGCAUUUGUGAGAUAUUUACUAUGUGGCCUCAUUUGAUACUGGUGAAUAUAUAUUAAAAUUGAUUAAGUUUUUUUGGAGUAAAUGCAAAUAUUUUUAUCAACAUCUUUUUUAAAGAUACUAGGUACUGUCCU